GCAAUUAUUCGCAUUGAGAUAUUCACAAGGCUGGGAUGAUGGAGUCAACUUCUUCCUUGUCUUUGAUUAUUCUGUUCUUAUCGUUCGCAUGGAGUCGAGAAAUAUAUUCAGGAAAUGAUAUUGAUUUUGAACGCUUGCAAGGAGUCUGGUUUCUCACACUUGGUGUGGACGUCUCGUCCUGGAACGUAUUAUGGAAGUGUCAUGUUGUUGCACCUUUCAACGUAACAGAGAAUGGGAUGAGUCUAUACUAUUAUAACUUACCCAAAAAUAAAUCACAGAAUCCUCACUCCUUUGCAGAAGAUUUAUACCGCGACCACCUGGGUCAAAUUUGGCAUAAUCAGAAGUUUGAGAAAAGCUGGGAAAAGAUAGAAACAAAGCUUUAUCAAGAACAGCUCUCUGUUGGCACAAAGAUAAGACCUCCUUCUAAAGGAGAGCCAUUGUUCUACUCCCAUCCACACGACUAUUCAACCGACUAUUCUACUUUCUUUAGUAUAUUGACUCCAAUGGAGGCUGGUCAGGGGCUUUUACAAUUUUUUACCAGAACGCCGACAAUAAACGAUGACAAUCUUUCAGAACUCAAAGCUUUUGCAGUUGAGCAAGGAAUCGACCCAAACACAUUAGUUACAUUCGGGUGUGGUGACCUGAUUCCAUCGGAUUAUCUGUUAGCUUAACCCGAAUCUGAACAUUCAUGCUUGUAAUAGUGUUUGUAACAAUGUUUGGGAAAACUUUCCUAAAAAUAAUUUCAAUUGUAUAUGUGACUUAAAGUGUAUAUUUAGAUCAAUGUAGAAUUAACCAAGUUGAAGAAUUAUGGUAAUGUCCGUUACAUAUUUGAUAAUGUUUAUACUCAGCUUUGUUUUGUGCCCGAAUGACCAUUUAAACUUCGAAAUCUAAGAAUAACAAGAAAAACAAAACAAAAAUAUCUUGAAGUGCAUAUACAUUGUAUUCACCACAUGCACGAUGUUGCUGACCAUGCCAAAUUAGAAUGAACGGAAAAUUCCUGUUAAACUAUGUUGGGAUCAAUUUCGUUUUGAAGAAAAGAUUUUUUGACUUCAAAAAAAAUAUUUCAAUGGCGGCCUUCGCGAUUUCAAAAUAAUUUUAGAGAGGCUCUCAAUAUCGUUUAAUUAAAAAAAAACUUGGCAUAACCAAUUUUUGUCAUAAACAUGUUCAUUUUUGGCUUUCCUAACCUGUAGAAUUUUGAUGGAAGACGUCCAUAAUCACUCCAAUAUACAGAGAGCCAUAAAAAUCUAAUACUUCAUAUUAUAAUAAACAGUUUAAAAGUAUUGAUGUGUACCCUACCUUCCAUAUUCGUAUAUAAUAUAUGCUUUAAAAAUCAAGGUAGUCUACAAAC
Styela clava is the source of this 1348-nucleotide messenger RNA. The record is from RefSeq and is a predicted model, not a curated record. Lineage: Eukaryota; Metazoa; Chordata; Ascidiacea; Stolidobranchia; Styelidae.